Cucurbita maxima (winter squash) is the source of this 2350-nucleotide messenger RNA. RefSeq names its product U-box domain-containing protein 4-like. Gene Ontology annotation, cellular component: cytoplasm; nucleus. The coding region runs from base 493 to 1944 and encodes 483 amino acids. The record is from RefSeq and is a predicted model, not a curated record. Lineage: Eukaryota; Viridiplantae; Streptophyta; Magnoliopsida; Cucurbitales; Cucurbitaceae. Gene Ontology annotation, molecular function: protein binding. The transcript has 4 exons.
UGCAAACCAUCCCCCUCAUUUACACGGAGUAUGAACGCGUUGAAAAUACCGUCAACGAUGCUCCUCUUGCGAGACAAGGGUAAAUCUUCCAGGAGGCCUAAUCACAUUUCUCGACGUCGAAAACAACUCAAAUUCAGAAUCGUCUAAAAGUUUCUCAAACGAUUCAUAGUUUUCCUGAUUCCUUAUUUCCUGCGAGACCAGGGAAUUGAAAAGCAUAACCAAUCCAUUUAGUCGCACGGGAAGGAAGAAGCUGAAUUCUUGCGCUUCAUGAUCUGCACUCUGCGCCAACUCCAUGAUGGCGGCUACUAGACGCGCUUAGCUUUUCUAUCGUAUUCCAGUAAUUUUCCCAGAAUAGGGAGGCAUGUGCAUGUGCAACUAUUCACCAUAAUUAAAUGUGUGCUGAAGGAUCAAUAAGAGAGUGUUGGACCAAAUACAAAGUUGUUGGUGAAAAUUCUAGACAAACUAAGCUCGAAGUUAAACCAGCAGGUUCUAAUGGAAAUUAUGACUCUUGAAAAGUUGAAAGAGAAUGAUGAACGAAUUCAAAGUACAGGAGAAUCUGAACAUGUUGAUGAAAUGCAUCUCAGAACUCACAGGCAUGAGCAUAUAAUUACAGUAGAAAACUCCCGAAGCUGCAGCCCAGUUCCAAUAGUAAACACUCAUAUAAUAUCAAAUUUCAGCAGAAAGGCACAAAUUUCAAGUUUGUAUGGGGGGUUGCCAAUCACAAGCUCAGAAGAUCGUCCCAAUUGCAUGUCCAAUGAAAAAUCUCAAGUUCAUGAUGGUGUUUUCUCUGACUCCAAUGCUAAUCCUACUUUUGCACAAGUUAUAUCUAUAGAGACAACUGACACCGCUUCACCUGUGUUAUCAAUUGGACGAUUGAGUUCCACCAGGGAUACUUCUGAGAAAGUAAGAUCUGAGCCAUCAGUUUCUGUGACUCCAUCCUUCUCACAAGUCGAACCCCAAUUUCCACUCAGAUUGUCUGUGGAAAGAAAAGGUGGUAUAGUUGGACAACAGCCACAGAAACUUCCUGAAGUUGUUUGUUCUUCUGAGAUUGAGCCCAGAUCUGAUUUGGUAAGUGCUGAAGCCAGAGUUCAGAAGUUGGUCGAGAACUUGAAUAGCAAUUCACUUGAAACUAUUAGAGCUGCAAUAGCUGAACUCCGAAGUCUUGCGAAACUUAAUACUGAUAACCGGAUUAUGAUUACAGAACAUGGAGCAAUCAGCUUUUUGGUUAAAUUGCUAUAUUCUACAGAUGCAAUAAUUCAAGAGCAUGCUGUUACAACACUUCUCAACCUAUCAAUCUAUGAAGACAACAGAAUUGCCAUUGCUGAGGCCAAUGUAAUUGAACCUCUAAUUCACGUCCUUGGUACAGGAACCCCUGAAGCUAAGGAGAACGCAGCUGCCACUUUCUUUAGCCUUGCUAUGGUGGAGGAAAACAGGGUAAAGAUUGGGAGGUCUGAGGCCAUUGGGCCUCUGGUUGAACUACUAGGGAAUGGGACUCCUAGGGGAAGGAAAGAUGCAACAACUGCAUUGUUUUAUCUGUCUAUGCUUCCAGAGAACAAGGUCAAGAUUGUGCAAGCUGGAGCUGUACAGCAUCUUGUGGAGUUGAUGGAUCCAUCAAUUGGAAUGGUUGACAAGACAGUUGCUGUUCUAGCAAAUCUUUCUACAAUCCAGGAGGGGAAGGUUGAAAUUGGUAGAGGGGGUGGGAUCCCUGUGUUGGUCGAGGCUAUUGAAUUGGGUUCUGCUAGAGGAAAAGAGAAUGCAGCAGCUGCACUACUACGGAUCUGCUCAUCCUCUAAUAAAUUUUGCAUCAUGGCUAUCCAAGAAGGAGUUAUCCCACCCUUAGUGGCGUUGUCUCAAUCUGGAACUACGAGGGCCAAGGAUAAGGCUCAGGCACUGCUUAGCCUCUUCAGAAAGCAUGUGCAUAGUAAUGUUGAAGAAGUCCACUAAUCUUGAAGUAUGUGUGACCGUCCGUGACAUAAACCCUGGAUGUCGCUGCUGUUGAGGGGGCGUAUAAAUUUUCAUGCCACAAUAACGUUACAUCAGGAGGUAGCUGAUGGUUGCUGUGCCUAUAAUAUCAAGAACUAAGAAGAUGAGCAAGAGCUGAACCCUAAGCAUCAACAGACAACAACUGAUCCUCCAGUAUUUGAUGUUAUGUCAACAGUAUGAACUCAGUCAGACGAGAAGGGUGCUUUAUCACUAGCCAAUAUUUGGAUGUAAAUCCAUUAGGAAUGCUUUUCCACUAAGCUUGUAACUUUCUAAACUAGUCUUGCCUGAUUUGGAUCCAUUUUAGAAUCUAAUUUAAAUAAUUUUUAUGUAAAAUUCAUUCAGAAAUCAAAACAGUUCGUUUAAAUUA